GUGCAAACAUUGAUCACCACUGCAGUUUUUCCCUGACGUAGCCCCAUCCAUCCCCAAUCCAUUUUUUCUUCACCCUCUGCACCACUCCAAGACAACGUAACCCAUCCAUUGGAAUCCCAGUGUCUACGACAGAUGUUGUUGAUCCCAUGAAGCCAUAGCACACAACACAAAACACACAAACACACAACACUCCCAAACAUGGCAGACAACACCCCCAGCCUCGAGUUCCCGUGCGCCCUGACGAUAGACGUGCCCUUCCCGACGGCCAGGCUAGCCUCGGUGGCGCUAGGCGCGCUGGCCGUGGACAAGGAGCUGUCGCCCCUGGUGCACCGUUCCUUCUCCACCGUCGUCGCCGAGUCGCAACAACAACAACAACAUGAUGAAGAGGCCGAGAAGACGGUGCUCCGCACCGAGUACUCUGCCGCUACCAACCGCAUGCUCCGUGUGGCCGUCAACUCGUUCAUGGACAGCCUGAGCCUGGUCCUCGAGGUGAUGGAGCAGCUCGACGUCGACGUGCUGGAGACGACGCUGGCCAAGAAGGCUACGUAGGGAGGAGAGGGGAGGG
Messenger RNA from Gaeumannomyces tritici R3-111a-1, 565 nucleotides. RefSeq lists its product as hypothetical. Bases 199 to 549 code for a protein of 116 amino acids. The record is from RefSeq and is a predicted model, not a curated record. NCBI's taxonomy places the organism in Eukaryota, Fungi, Ascomycota, Sordariomycetes, Magnaporthales, Magnaporthaceae. Gene Ontology annotation, cellular component: EKC/KEOPS complex. The transcript has 2 exons.